Messenger RNA from Zymoseptoria tritici IPO323, 408 nucleotides. RefSeq lists its product as uncharacterized. Lineage: Eukaryota; Fungi; Ascomycota; Dothideomycetes; Mycosphaerellales; Mycosphaerellaceae. The record is from RefSeq and is a predicted model, not a curated record. The transcript has a single exon. The annotation marks the transcript as partial.
UGAGUGGAAGAGGAGGACAUUGUCAGAUAUAUAUCUCGUCGAGAGGAGAGGGAGGAAGGGGAGGAAUCUCGGCGUGACUGGCAGCACUCCAGCUCAUCGAGGACCAUUCUCGUCAGCAACCAUCAUGUCUGUCAGUCAGUCAGCGACCAUGUCGAAAGAGAACCUCAUCGUCUUCGUCUUCAUUCCCUUGUUCUUCUCUUCAUUCUCCCUUCAUCGUCUCUUCAUCCUCGCCAUUCCUCCCAUCCCUCUCCGCCCACCACCAUCACCACCACCACCACCACCCCCUCCGUCCACCACCAACAUGACGUCCACCCUCCGCCAGCGAUUGCUCACCAAGAACAUUCAAGCUCGACAGACUCGUCGUCAGAACAUCCAGCGGGAGUUGGUCGAAGCGACGCGGGAAUUGGA